This is a messenger RNA of Ipomoea nil (Japanese morning glory), 2074 nucleotides long. Its product is annotated as pentatricopeptide repeat-containing protein At3g04760, chloroplastic-like. Gene Ontology annotation, molecular function: protein binding. Bases 217 to 1935 code for a protein of 572 amino acids. The record is from RefSeq and is a predicted model, not a curated record. The transcript has a single exon. NCBI's taxonomy places the organism in Eukaryota, Viridiplantae, Streptophyta, Magnoliopsida, Solanales, Convolvulaceae.
ACGUGAUUAACCGUCUUUGUCGUCUUUAUCCUUGCGAUGAUGUCGAUGGACUGCCAUGGAUUUAUAUCUCUUUGAAAACACGAUGUUGGACUUCCAUGGCUUUGUCUCCUUCCGCUUCCUUCACAUGAAUUGCAGGUGCUUUAUUUCUUCUCUUAGAUUUUGUUCAAUGAUAUUUGUUUCUCUGUGAACUUUGAACGCCAACAAGCCCUAAUCAAAAUGUCAAUUUCGUUUUCUAAUAAGCUCUUCACUCGACCGCCUCUCUUUUCCACGAAACUUGAGCCCGCCACAGAUUAUAAGCGCAGCAGCUCUGUAGUCAAAUGCAAAAAACAUGAAUUUAGAGAGCGAAACCUUAAGAAUCUGCAAAGUGUUAAGGUUUCUACUGAAAAUAGAAAUGCCCUAAUACAGUUACUUGAUUCCAAAGAAAUUGAUAUUAGGAGAAGGCUAAAUAGGUCUUGUGGAGCAGGGAAGUAUGAAGAAACUCUGUAUCUUCUUCAGUAUAUGGUAAAGAUUGGGUACAAACCAGAUGUGGUUCUGUGUACCAAACUCAUUAAGGGGCUUUUUAGUGUAAAAAAGGCAGAAAAAGCAGUGAAAGUGAUGCAGCUUCUGGAGCAAUUUGGAGAGCCAAAUGUGCUUGCAUAUACUGCUUUAAUCGGUGGAUUCUGUAAAACGAACAGGGUUGAGGCAGCUAACGGGGUGUUGAAUAGGAUGAGAAGCCGAGGUUUUUUCCCUGAUGUUGUUACCUAUAAUAUAAUGAUAGGGAGUAUUUGUGAUAGGGGGAAGCUAGGAUUAGCUUUGAAGGUUUUGGAUCAGAUGAAGGAAGACAACAAUUGUAAACCGGAUGUUGUGACAUACACGGUCUUGAUAGAGGCUACGAUCGUUAAAGAUGGGAUUAGCGAAGCAAUGAAGCUUGUAGAUGAGAUGUUAUCAAGAGGACUUGAACCGAAUAUAUACACUUAUAACGCAAUCCUUAAAGGAUUGUGUAGAGAGGGCAUGGUGGAUCGAGCCUAUGAGUUCGUUAGGAGUUUGCCAGCCAUGGGGUGCAAACCGGAUGUAUUUUCUUAUAAUAUUUUGUUGAGGGCGUUGUUGGACAGGAGGAAUUGGGAUGACGGGGAGAAGCUAUUAAAAGAGAUGUCAUCCAUGGGUUGCGAGCCACAUACAUUUACCUAUAACAUCUUCGUGAGUUCCUUGUGCCGAGAUGGGAAACUCAACAAGGCAAUCAGCAUGUUGAAGAUUAUGACCGAGAAGGGGUUAACUCCCAAUAAAUUUACCUACGAUCCGUUGAUUUCUGCAUUUUGCAAGGAGGGGCGACUAGAUUUGGCCAUUGAUCUUUUGGACGACAUGAUCUCAAAUGGCUGCUCGCCAGAUAUUGUGAAUUUCAACAACAUUCUUUCUACAAUGUGUAAGAACGGAAAUGCUGAUCUCGCUAUUGAAGUCUUUGAGAAACUCUGUGAAACGUGUGCUCUGGAUGUAAGCGCUUAUAAUUCAAUGAUAAGUGCUUUAUGGAACAAUGGAGAAAGAACAAAGGCUUUGGAUAUGGUUUCUCAAAUGAUAGACCGAGGGAUUGAUCCCAAUAUGAUUACAUAUAAUGCACUGAUAUCUUGUUUAUGCAGAGGUGCAAUGGUGGAUGAGGCUCUGGAGCUGUUAAAAGAUAUGGAAAGUUGUGGUUUUCCACCUUCAGUAAUUGCUUACAAUGGUGUUUUUCUUGGGUUGUGCAAAACUCAUAGAUUUGAUGAGGCAAUUGAUGUGUUUGAAGAAAUGAUUGGAAAGGGGUGUCUGCCAACUGUAACUGCUUAUAUGCGAUUUAUUCAAGGCAUUGGUUCUCAAGGAUGGAGAGUUGAGGCAAUUGAGCUGGCAACAACCCUUUUCCAAAUGAAUGUUAUUUCAAAGAAAUCACUCCUUAGUUUGAAAAUGGCCUUUCCCAUUCUUGAUACUUAGGCAGCUAAAAAAAACCAUUUCGAAGUGUCUGGUUCAACUCUUUUCCAAGUUUGAUUCUAAUCAAGAAGACUAAUAGACUGCUCUCGCUGAAAGUCAAAUUUAAAAUCUUGUAGUUACUAAGUUAACAUCUUGAUCAACU